Molecule: messenger RNA, 420 nt
Organism: Symbiodinium sp. CCMP2592
Lineage: Eukaryota; Dinophyceae; Suessiales; Symbiodiniaceae
Source: the annotation of a GenBank genome assembly
AUGGUCCGCUCUUUCGUGCUGACCGGUGCCGUGCUCCUUUGCUCCGGGGCACUCUUCAGCGCCUUCGUCCCGGCAGUUCGCAGCUCUCCGGCACCGGCUGGAACGGCCGGAACGGCAGCGGCCCUGAGUGCUGUCACGCUCGUGGCUCCGAACCCCGCUUUUGCAGAUGAGGGUGCCGUGUGGAUCCCAGCGCUCUCCGCCAUUGGGGCAGGCUUCGCCAUCGGCCUCGCGGCCAUCGGCUCCGGCGUGGGCCAGGGUAUCGCCUCCGGUCGUUGUAUCGAUGGCAUCUCCCGGCAGCCCGAGGUUGCUGACGACCUCCGUGGCGUCUUGCUCCUCUCCUUGGCCUUCAUGGAGUCCCUGACGAUUUACGGCCUGGUGAUCGCCCUGGUGCUUCUCUUCGCCAACCCCCUGAUCAAGUGA